Molecule: messenger RNA, 360 nt
Organism: Talaromyces marneffei
Lineage: Eukaryota; Fungi; Ascomycota; Eurotiomycetes; Eurotiales; Trichocomaceae
Exons: 1
Coding region: 1-360 (119 amino acids)
Source: RefSeq, a predicted model, not a curated record
AUGGACGAAGACCUCGAGCAACACCGAGCUUUCAUAGUGGGCUUUCGUGCUGUUAAAUCGUACCUGGAUUCCGUCGCAGAAACCCCAAGGAGAUUCUCGGGUGCUGAGCUUAUUUCCCUGCUUGAUGACUUUGCACCGCAGCUCCAUCACCACCUCACAGAUGAGAUUCCACGCAUGGUUGCUCUAUCACGCUUUGGUAACAAAAUUUCCAUGCUGAAAAUUAUUGAGACCGAGGGAAAUCGAUCGGCUCAGUCUCUUUCCAAGACUGGUGCUAUGAUAUUUUUCCUUAGAGAUAGUGACUUGGAGUUUGCAGAGGGGCUAUGGAAGAACUGGCCUCCAAUCCCAGGUCCCGUGCGCUAG